UUGUUGGGGAAAUCCCUGAAGUGACGUCAUCUUCGUUAGAUGUUUAAUAUGGCGGCGCGAACCGUCCGUAAAUCACGUGACCAUUCAGCUAUUGUAAGCGCAAUAUCCAGAUUGUUUGUAUAUAGAGUAUUGUAAAUACUGUAAAGAAUGAAGAACACAGGUGGCUCCGGCCGGAGCAAGUCCGCUAAGGACAAAGGAAGCAGUAAAUCCGCACAGACACAGAUACAAAACACAGCAAAGUCAGAGGGACCUCCAGUGAAGACAGUGCAGCCCACAGCAGAACAGUUAGCAUUGAACAAUUUGAUUCACAGCAAAGACUCUGUCGCUGAGGAUGCAGAUCUCAAGGACAAAAUCAAACAGAUUAUGGAAUUGACAGGCUGUUCCCAAGACAAGGCAGAGAUUGUUCUGUAUGACUGUAAAAAUGACAUGGAUAAAGCUGUCAACACAGUACUAGAGGGGGCAACAGACGAGAGUGAAUGGCGGGAGUCUGGAAAGAAGAAAAAGAAACAAAAGCCGGAACCAGCUCCUGCACCAGUGGAGAAUAACACUGACAGUAAACCUGAUAGACGAGACAACCGAGACCGAAAUGAUAGAGAUAAUAGAGACAGAAAUAAAGAGGAGAAAGAAAAUGGCGACAGAAGCUAUCGUGAACAAUCAGACAACUACCGGCAACGAGCACGGCGAAACGACAACAGACCACCAAGAUUGUCACGGGGUCGUGGCCGACCAGACAGAGCUGGAGACAGACCUGAACGAGAAGAUGAUACUGAAAAAGAUGAUAAUCGCGACAGGGGAUUUGAGCGCGGCAGGGGCCGAGGGCGAGGGUUUGGACCUCGACGUGGUAGGGGUGGUGGUGGAGGGUCUUUCCGAACAAAUCGUGGAGGGUUUGAAAAUAAGAAUUCCCAGUUUGACAAUGGUCCUCAGAUUGACACUUGGACAAACGAAACAGCUGUGAUAGGAGAAAAGGAACCAAAAAUAUCUAAUUGGGGUGAUUCAAAAGAAGAUUGGAACGAGGACAUUGACAGCUGGACUGGAAGUUUAGCAGAGACCAAAGUUUUUACAGCCAGUGGUUCAACAGCACCUGAACCAACAAAUCAAGUGCAGAUUGAGACGAACACACUUGCAAACACGAACACGCUUGCAAACACGAACACACUUGCAAACACGAACACACUUGCAAACACGUUUGAUCUCGGAGGCUUGUACCCAAAACACCUACAGAAUGACAUGAGUGCGGAGGCAAGUUAUAUCAGCCAGUUCAAUCAGCAGGCGACAGAGUCAAUCAAGAAUUCUAUAGGGAUUGGGUCUGGUCAGAGUUCCUCUCUUCAGAAUUCUAUGACUUCACAGACUGCUUCCAAUGUUAGUGCUCUUGUAUCACUUCAACAGAAUGCCUUGCAUGAAAAUUUGGGAUCCAGUCUAACAGAAUUGACUGGUAAUAACUUGACAGGUUCAGGACUGGCUGGAAAUAGUUUAGUGGGAACCAGUCUUGGAAAUUCACUAUCUACCAGUCUACCUGUGAAUAGUCUGACUGGAAGUGCUUUACAUAGCUCCAGUCUGAGUGGCAAUGAUUUAACAGGGAACAGUCUCACUAGUCUUUCAGGAACCAGUUUAGCUGGUAAUAGUUUAACAGGAACAAGUGUCACAGGAAGUGGUUUGUCAUCUUUGACUGGAAAUAGUUUAUCAGCAGGAUCACAGUCUGUUGCAGGUCCCUCAAAUGUCAUUCCAGCAUCAACUGUAUCACAGAAUGCAAUGUUACAACAGAGACAGAAGCCACAAAGAUCGAAGUUGCCACCACCAUCAAAGAUCCCAGCAUCUGCUGUAGAGAUGCCAGGCAAUAUGAUGACCACCCUUGAUGUGCAGUUUGGCAACCUCGAGUUUGGUUCAGACAGCGCAGCAUUCUCAUUUGGAGGAAAUGAAUCUGUAACAAGUUCUUUCACUAGUGCUGAAUCCAACAGCACAUCAACAAUCAACGACCAUGUUGGUGCUACAGUGGGCCAGGUGCAAGUACAGAAUCAUAAUAAAACGAGCGAAACUUUGAUAUCAGGAGGACUGGAACAGAAUUCUCCGAGAAGCAGUUCGCUGUAUCAACAAUCGCCGUACACAACACCAACUAAACAAAACCCUGUAGAUAGUGCAAAUACGAUAAAUUCUCCCAGUGAGCCUCUACAAUUGCAGGGAACUACAUCUGAUCUGAAAUCCAAUCAGCUCAUAGCUGGACAAACACAGCCAGUGUCACUGCCAUCCACAAAGAUAGAUUCUAAUCUUGGUUCUUACUCGUCUGGUUCUUCGUACCAAUCCACUGGGUAUCAAUCACAAAAAUCUUCAGCUGGGUACCAGUCUUCAAGUAAACCUGGAUCUUACUCUGGAACUCAGUACCAGUCUACUCCAAGUCAGAACCAAUCAAAUUCAAGCCAAUUUUCUAGUCAAUACAGACAGUCUAAUCAGAAUCAGUACCAGUCUGGUAGUAGCCAGUUCCCGUCUGGUUCUCAGUAUCAGUCUCCUCCAAGUGGGUACCAGCCAUCACAGUCUGGGUUCCAGUCAGCCCAGUCUGGCUUCCAGUCAAAUCAGCAACAGUACCAGUCUGGGCAAGGUCAAUUCCAGAACUUCCAGUCUGGUUCGACAUUCCAGAAUCAGUCUAAUUAUUCCUCAAACCAAUCGAAUCCAAGUGUUUUGUAUCCAAAUACUACAUCGUCGUCAUAUUCAAGUCAGUCUCCGCAAAAUUCUCUGUAUUCUCAAAGUUCGCGACCAAGCUCUUACUCAAACCAGUCUUAUUUAAAUGAGCAUGCCACAGGUGCAGGUUCAUCAUUUCAGACAUCAGUGACACAGUCUAGCUCUGGGUUUAAGGAAAACCAAUCAGGUGCAAGUUCGUUCAGAGACAAUGUCCCUUCAUCAAGUAAAACGAGAGACAGUCAGUCGGAUAGUUCGACAUAUAACAGGGAUACUCAAUCAGCAUCAAGCUUUAGUGAUAGCCAGACUAUGGCAUAUAAUCGUGACAGUCAGUCAGUGGGUAGUUCGUAUAACAGAGACCCUAGUAAUUCGUUUAAACGUGACUCAAAGUCUGCUAGCGGAUCUUAUCCUAGGGACACUCCCGCAACUGACAGUGGUGCAUAUAGUCGCGAUUCCCAAUCAGCCAGUGCCUCUUAUUCUGGUCGGGAUAGUCAGUCGUCCUCGACUGGUUUUCGUGAUACUCAAACUGGUGCCUCUGGGUAUGGAAGCCAGGCAGGCUCAUAUCCUAGAGAUGCCAGUCAGUCUCAGUCCCAAGCUGGAUAUAGUGCUAAAAACUAUCGUAACUCAACGGAGGUAACCUUACAGUCAUCCUUUACAGGAAGUAAAUUAGCGGAUAAUUUUUCAAAAAUUGGAGUUAAAGAUGGACCAUUGGAUACAAUCCAGUCAUCAAGUUCACAGUUUGAUAGUGUAUCGAGUUCAUCAAAAGCGACUACGAACACGACAUCAUUGACGUCAAGUACAACCUCAUCCACAAUAUCAUCCACUGGAACUACUGUGAUAAGCAGCACGACAACUAAAAUCUCAACGUUGCCGUCUGCGUCAGCUACUUCUUCGAAAGCGCCGCCCAACUUGCCACCAGGUGUACCAUUGAUGGCACAACAGUACAUUAUGGGACAAGCUGGAACUUUGCCUUUCUACGGUUUACAGGGUCUGCAGGGAUUACAGCAGCCCCAGCUUUAUGCUAACUUGGAAGAAUUCCAGUAUCUUCAACAGAGAAUGCCACCUCUUGCUACAAGUAAUAUGUAUGAUUUACAAGCUACGGCAGCUGCAGCAGGGCUACAAAUCCCUCCAACAACGCUGAACUCAAACAGCACACAACAGACAAUUCCCACUGUGCCAUACUCUGGUUCUAAUGACAGCAGUAAGUUGCCUAGAGUAGAUGCGCAAUCACCUACAGGGUCAGUCCCGGCAAACUCUCAGCCCUCUGGUACAGGCCAGUCGGCGGCACACCAGCAGCCAUACAUACAUCUCAACUACAGUUACUACUAUCCACCAUCACUGAUUCCGGGAGCUGGCUUCCAGUAUCCAAUGAUUCCAAUGCCCCAGGUAACAAACGCUGCCCAUGCUGGCACUCCAGCUAACACACAGUACCAACAGAAAAAUUACGGCUCACAUGUACAAUAUGGAACAAAUAAAAUGUAUGAUGAUCUGACAGCUCAAACAGGUGGUGAUUUCUCCAAGAGUCCUUACGUAACCUCCCAGACACAGCCCAAGGCUAAUAUCAAUUCAUCAGCGACUGUAGGUUCUGGAUCCAGUGACAUACAGAUUCCCGGAUAUGGAGGAAAAACACAUGCUCAGGCAUUUGACAAGCAGGGAUUUCAUGCUGGUACUCCUCCUCCCUUCAAUCUACAGAUGGCAGCUGGUCAACUUGCUACUGGUACCCAGGCUGGACCCCUUGGAGCCCCUACAGCAGCGUAUGGUGCACCAUUUGUCCCGAUGAUGACUCACCAGCCACACUCUCAGAUGCUACACCAUCCUUUACAGGACACAUCUUCAUCCAGUCGUGGGAGUCAACAGACUGGUAGCCACACACAGUCGAAAACUGCCAGCAAGACAUACACUGGCGGCUCAAACUGGGGUUCCUACUAAAUCCACCGAACACCAAGGCAUAUAGAGACGGACGUUAACAUGACAGUUCAGUUGUGAAUACUCUUGGCUAAAUUUUAUUGCACUGAUGAUCAAGAAUUUCUCAUAGGUGUUAUAUUAACACGAAGAUUUUACUGCUAUCUUGUAGUUAAUUUGUUGAAUAUUGCAGUGUCUGAAAUUUAGCAAAAAGUAUUAGCAAGUUGAUGUUUGUUUUCAUUCAAGAUCAGAGAAAGUGUAUGUGUCUGUUGAUGGUUUACUGCUUAAAGAAGACGUUAAUGCUGAAUAAAUCUGGAUACUUCAUGUAACAGUAGCUGAAUGGUGAUAACACAUGGUUGUUAUUAUAGAUAAUAUAUUUUUUUCAAGGUUAAUGGAAAUUGUUCAUUAGAAGUAUAUAGGAUAUCUGUCAUCACCAAAAAAAAAAAAUUGAACAAAAUAUCAGAAUGCUUUAAACAUCCAACUAGGUUUAUAUUUUUAAAAAUUAUGUUUGUGACUAUAUUGUGUGUAAAUAUUUCUCUUUCUUUCUUUCUUUUGAUGCUUAAUAAAUUCCCUACCAGCUUUGUUUUUUAUUUGCAGAGUAUUUGAAGUAAGUCAAAAUUUAAGUUCACUUGAACAGUGGAAGCAGCAUACCUAGGACUUGCUGCAAAACUGUUUUACCUCCUGUCUUUAUGAGUUAUGACAAUUUUGCGCUGAUUCUGGGAAAUUGAAGUUAGUUAUUUUGUUUGCUAUAUAUGUUUUCUCCCUCCCCUUCUCCCCUCGGUUUCUCCCUCCCCUUCUCCCCUCGGUUUCUCCCUCCCCUUCUCCCCUCGGUUUUUGUUGAUGUAGUAUUGCGCUUACAAUAACUGUUAUGUGUACUUCAUAUUGUUACAAUUUACUGUAAAAGAGAAUUAAUUAUUGCUCUUUGAUUGGGCUUUUUUCAUUCUUAAUUUAAGCUUUGAGAAGUUUUCCCUUUCGAUGUUUCCAGUAACUGAAGGUAAAAUGACGGUUUCUACAGCACACAGGCUUUUGAUUGAUGAACUUCUAUUUGUUUGGAAUGUUUGUCUAUCUUUGUUAGUCACAGAUUGUUUAAAAGGCCUGGACUAAACGAUACAAUGAAAAUAUGCAUUGAAAUCACACAAUCACUACCGCGCAUCCUUUGAACGCAGUUAAUAUGCUACAGCCGUAAAAAUUUCAUUACAAAAAAAUUGUAAAGUAAAAGUAAAGUAAACUAGAUGUUUUUUAUAUAGAAUAAAUAUUGAUCUUUUAUUAAGUUGGAUUGCUUUCAAGAGAUCUUUCAAGAUUUUUUUUUACAUGUUGAUAUGACAAGAAACCAGAUGAUUAAGCAAAAAAAAAAUUGAACUUUUAGACUGAAUAGAACUUACCAUGUGCAUUGCAGCAAGAUUUUGUAUAGUCAUAUUACCUUCAGUAUACUGGAGUUUUUCUCUGAUUUACUCUAUUUCAUCCAAUUUAAUAGUAUUAUACCCAAGUGUAAAUAGUAUUGUAUAGCUAUAUAGAGUAUAUUAUAAAUAUAUAUAUAUAUUUGAUGCGAUGUCAGUGUUUUCUCUGGUUAUAGUACAUUUAUUAUGGUGUGAUCAUUGUGUAUUUACUUAGUGAAGUUUUUGCUGAUUUUAUCUUUUUUCUGCUGUAUAUUUGUGGACCAAGUUGUUUCUCAUAUAAUAUCACUGUGUGUUUUCUGAGGUUAUUCAACUACCAUUUUUACUGAAUGCUUCACGGUAUUUUGAUAGUUAGAUCGCACAUGGAUAUCUAAUAAAUAAGAAAGACUUGAUGUGAUGGUGAAUUAUUUGCUAACAUCCUUUUUAUUUUGACAGUGUAGAGAUUUUACUUUGUUGUAAACAAAAAUCAUAACAUUGAAAAAUAUUUUGUUUUGUUUUUUAGACGAGCCAGAUGUAGAAGUUAAUGAUCAUUUUACCUUGGAGCGGUCAGUAAAAUCAUGAGGUUUCUUUUUUGUACUAGAAAAGCGCAGUUUGUCACAAACUAGAACAAAAUCUGUCUGAUUACUUAUUGGUGCAUAGAUCUUUUUAUGUUUCUCUUAUGUGAUAUAGUAUAUGUAGAAUAUGUGUUGUUAACUGAUAGGUACAGAUGUUCAAUACAAGGACUGAGUAAUAUUUACUAAAUGUUAAGUGUUAAAGCAACACCACACUUUUUAAUGUAAAAUUGAAAUCCUCUAAAUUAAAGUUGUUAGAAUUUGGAUUUUGUAGAAGUGGUCUUUUGUUAAAAUUAUUGUCUUGGCUUUUUUGCAGUUUCACUUUUCAUUUAAAAAAACAAUAUUCAGAAUACUGAGAAAUUACCAACAAAGUCAACACUUUACAGUUGGUUUACAAAUAGUUAAUGGUGGUUUUCUUUUACUUCCGUAUUUCUUAAUUUAUGUAUACAUGUUGUUCAUGUCAGACCCUAUUUAAAUGUUUUUUCCAAAUUUUGAGCAACUAGCUUUAAAAUGAGUGAUACUCUAGCAUUCUGUGAAGUCUGUCGUGGAGUUAGAGACAGCAAACAUGUAGAUUUCCUUCUGCAUAAAACAAUUUGUUUACCUGGGAAAACUUACUGAAAUAUUGAAAAUGUGCUUGUGUUUUUCCAACAAGUAAUAGGGCAGACUACUGGUGUGUAGAUACAGAAUAUUUGUUUCUUUGUUACCUCCCUUCCACUGUAUAACCAGAACCGGAUGUUUCGAUGGAGUUUUUUUAACAUUUUCUUCUGUGUUUCUCCCAACCAAUUACAGCAUUAUUAUAAAUAUAAGGAACACUCGAGUAUGAUGAUGUAUUUAUAUAUUAAAACAUAGAAACUUAAUUGGCUUUUUCGAUGUAAAUGAGAUGUGAAACCAAAACUGGUAGUCCUGUUUGGCGCCAUAUAACCUAUACUGUGUUGGUGCGCCGUAAAACCCAAAUAAAUAAAGAAAUUCCCCAAGCUACCUGCAUAACAAUGUUUUGGUAUCAAUUAAGCUGCUAUCACAUACAAGGCAUUAGCAAUUUUAUAGUUCGACACAUACUGUGGGAAAAAAAUCCCAUGAUCACACUGUACACAAGAUCUGAGUAGGAUUCACUGGUUAAUAGCAUUGACUGAAUAUGUGUCAUGUAUUAUUUAAAUCAUUAUAUAAGUAGUCCUAUUUGUUACAUUUUAGGAUUGAAUGGAAUCAGAAACAUGUUUUCACAGUUGUAAAUUCAUUGUCUCUUGUAUAUCAUUAUUUUUAUGUAUUUGAAACAUAUAUUUAGUGCAUGUGAAUACUGCAUUACAACUUAGGACAAGUUAUAAAUGAGGCUGACAAAAUUGUAUAUUUGUCUUGUAUUAUAGUCUUUGUUAACAGAAUUUUUUUCUUUGCUUUUUAAAUGAAUGCUAAAAUUAAUACAAAAAAAUGAACAUUGUGUCUGUAAUAAAUUUCUAAUGUGGAA
Messenger RNA from Mercenaria mercenaria, 7970 nucleotides. Its product is annotated as protein lingerer-like. The transcript is spliced from 24 exons. NCBI's taxonomy places the organism in Eukaryota, Metazoa, Mollusca, Bivalvia, Venerida, Veneridae. Bases 148 to 4596 code for a protein of 1482 amino acids. Gene Ontology annotation, cellular component: cytoplasm; nucleus. Gene Ontology annotation, molecular function: protein binding. The record is from RefSeq and is a predicted model, not a curated record.